AUGCUGAUUUUGAAAAUUCAGCAGGUAAGAGUGUCGUAAUGCUCCCUACUUGUUUCCCGUCUGUAUGCAAAAUCUAUAAUUUGACUCUUCAGACAACGCGACCGUCGACCUCAAAUUCCUGGACGGCACGGUGAAGGCCGCUACUGGCUACGACACCCUCAGAAUUGGACCUCAUUAUCGGCCCGGGCUCACCGCCAACAACAUUCGAUUCGGACGUGUGAAGGACUUCAAGACUACAAACUUCUCAACUACGAUGGAGUUUUUGGGCUUGGUUUCGGCGAAGUGAACGGACUCUCCUCUCCCAUCAAACAACUGGCUCAUCAUGGAGUCAUUCCUUCGGCUCUCCUCACCGCCUACAUUUACAACCAAGGUCAUAACAACACUGUUGAUGGUGUUCUCACGAUUGGCGAGGUUGACAAAAGACGCUGUGGAGCUGUUGAGGGCUUUGCCGAGACCGUCCGUGCCGCCGAUGCAUGGGUGUUCAGCUCUCCGUCCUUCAACAUCAGCACCACUAAUGGGACAAGCAACGGAAGUUGGUUGGGAGUUCUCGACUUCAACACGGAUUAUUUCCAAGUUCCUCGGGCUGCUGUCAAACUCAUUCAAAAUAAACUGAGUGGCUCCAUUGACGAGGACGGCCGUAUCAUCUAUCACUGCUUUAAGUAUGCCGAACUCUUCUUCAACAUUGGCGGCCAACCGUUGGCAUUAGACACUCCGAUGUUCUCCGAACCUUAUCGUGGACAAAUGUGUAGACUCAAAAUUAAAGAAACAGAUCCCUCAGACAAGUACGCCUUCCGUUUUGGUUGGUUAAUCUUGCACAGACAUUGCAUGGUUCUUGAUUACAACGGCAGGCUUGCAUUCACUCCUAAGACUGUCUGA
Bursaphelenchus xylophilus (pine wood nematode) is the source of this 876-nucleotide messenger RNA. The record is from the annotation of a GenBank genome assembly. NCBI's taxonomy places the organism in Eukaryota, Metazoa, Nematoda, Chromadorea, Rhabditida, Aphelenchoididae.